ACUCUGCUGAGGGUGACUAGUUACUGGGGUCUCUCUGCUGCCGGGUGACUGGUGGCAGUUACUGGGGUCUCUCUGCUGCUGGGUGACUAGUUACUGGGGUCUCUCUGCUGCCGGGUAGCUAGUUACUGGGGUCACUCUGCUGCCGGGUGGCUAGUGGCAGUUACUGGGGUCACUCUGCUGAGGGUGACUAGUUACUUGGGUAACUCUGCUGCCGGGUGACUGGUGGCAGUUACUGGGGGCUCUCUGCUGCCGGGUGACUGGUGGCAGUUACUGGGGUCUCUCUGCUGCUGGGUGACUAGUUACUGGGGUCUCUCUGCUGCCGGGUGACUAGUUACUGGGGUCUCUCUGCUGCCGGGUGACUAGUUACUGGGGUCACUCUGCUGCCGGGUGACUAGUUACAGGGGUCUCUCUGCUGCCGGGUGACUAGUUACUGGGGUCUCUCUGCUGCCGGAUGACUAGUUACUGGAGUCUCUCUGCUGCCGGGUGGCUAGUGGCAGUUACUGUGGUCUCUCUGCUGCUGGGUGACUAGUGGCAGUUACUGGGGUCUCUCUACUGCCGGGUGACUAGUUACUGGGGUCUCUCUGCUGCUGGGUGACUAGUUACUAGGGUCUCUCUGCUGCCGGGUGGCUAGUGUCAGUUACUGGGGUCUCUCUGCUGCCGGGUGGCUAGUGGCAGUUACUGGGGUCUCUCUGCUGCCGGGUGACUAGUUACUGGGGUCACUCUGCUGCCGGGUGACUAGUUACUGGGGUCUCUCUGCUGCCGGGUGACUAGUUACUGGAGUCUCUCUGCUGCCGGAUGAUUAGUGGCAGUUACUGUGGUCUCUCUGCUGCUGGGUGACUAGUGGCAGUUACUGGGGUCUCUCUACUGCCGGGUGACUAGUUACUGGGGUCACUCUGCUGCCGGGUGACUAGUUACUGGGGUCUCUCUGCUGCCGGGUGACUAGUUACUGGAGUCUCUCUGCUGCCGGAUGAUUAGUGGCAGUUACUGUGGUCUCUCUGCUGCUGGGUGACUAGUGGCAGUUACUGGGGUCUCUCUACUGCCGGGUGACUAGUCACUGGGGUCUCUCUGCUGCUGGGUGACUAGUUACUAGGGUCUCUCUGCUGCCGGGUGGCUAGUGUCAGUUACUGGGGUCUCUCUGCUGCUGGGUGACUAGUUACUAGGGUCUCUCUGCUGCCGGGUGGCUAGUGGCAGUUACUGGGGUCUCCCUGCUGCCGGAUGGCUAGUUACUGGGGUCUCCUUGCUGCCAGGUGCUAGUUACUGGGGUCUCUCUGCUGCCGGGUGUUAGUUACUGGGGUCACUCUGCUGCCGGGUGACUAGUAGCAGUUACUGGGGUCACACUGCUGCCGGGUGACUAGUUACUGGGGUCUCUCUGCUGCCGGGUGACUAGUGGCAGUUACUGGGGUCACACUGCUGCCGGGUGACUAGUUACUGGGGUCUCUCUGUUGCCGGGUGGCUAGUGGCAGUUACUGGGGUCUCUCUGCUGUCGAGUGGCAGUUACUGGGGUCUCCUUGCUGCCGGGUGACUAGUUACUGGGGUCUCUCUGCUGCCGGGUGGCUAGUGGCAGUUACUGGGGUCUCUCUGCUGCCGGGUGACUAGUUACUGGGGUCUCUCUGCCGCUUGGUAAUUAGUUACUGGGGUCUCUCUGCCGCUUGGAAACUAGUUACUGGGGUCUCUCUGCUGCCGGGUGACUAGUUACUGGGGUCUCUCUGUUGCCGGGUGGCUAGUGUCAGUUACUGGGGUCUCUCUGCUGCCGGGUGGCUAGUGUCAGUUACUGGGGUCUCUCUGCUGCCGGGUGACUAGUUACUGGGGUCUCUUUGCUGCCGGGUGACUAAUUACUGGGGUCUCUCUGCUGCCAGGUGACUAGUGUCAGUUACUGAGGUCUCUCUGCUGCCGGGUGGCUAGUGGCAGUUACUGGGGUCUCUCUGCUGCCGGGUGACUAGUGGCAGUUACUGGGGUCUCUCUGCUGCUGGGUGCUAGUUACUGGGGGUCUCUCUGCUGCCGGGUGAUAGUUACUGGGGUCACUCUGCUGCCAGGUGACUAGUGGCAGUUACUGGGGUCUCUCUGCUGCCGGGUGGCUAGUGGCAGUUACUGGGGGUCUCUCUGCUGCUGGGUGCUAGUUACUGGGGGUCUCUCUGCUGCCAGGUGACUAGUGGCAGUUACUGGGGUCUCUCAGCUGCCGGCUGUAUACGGGAUGGAUCCAGAGGAGUAUUUAUACGUGCAGCAUGGACAGACGCUCCUCAAUGUGUUCCAGAAAUUCCCUCCUAGAGAUGAGGAAACUCUGACCCCCGCCAUGAGACUGCUGCAGAAGAAGAGACAGGCUGAGAUCAUGCAGAGAGUGCUGGAGGCUGAGAGAGCGGAUUUUGAAAUUGCCAUGGAUGGUCUCGCCCUGCAGUGGGAGGAGCUGAAAACUCAGAAGGAGGAGCUUGAAAACUACUAUCAGAAAUUCCAGCCUGUCAUUUGGGAGAAUGAACAGAAGCGGCUGGGGGCAGUGAAUAGGAUGAUGAAGCAGCGAGAUAUAUACACCUGGAAAGAACGGGAGCUAAAACUCCUCCAGGAGGAGUAUGAAGAGCUGGUCAAACAGAGGCUGAAGGUCCAGGCCCGUAUCCAGCGAUACAGAAAGUUCUACCAGUAUCUGGAGCGAGUAGUGGAGGCCUCUGCUGAGUUCCAGGAGGUCAGCGAUGUCGUUUCUCGAUUUCAUACUUUGGUUGCCACUUCCAGUUACCUCCAGCAGGGGACACAGGAGGCCCAAGCAGCAAUACAGGAGGCAAAGGGGCAAAUCUCACGCCAUCUGGAAGACAGAAAUAACUUGGUGUUGCAGCUCAAUAACCAACUUGGCCAACUACAGACCUCUCUGGAAGAUGCCAAAAACCAAAGUCUGCUGUGGGAGUCACGCUGGGCUCACAUCCAGAAUACGGCCACUAAGAAGACUCUGCUUCUCGGCACCAUGAAGAUUGCAACGCUGAACAUUUUCCAGAGUAUGUGCAGGAAGGACACGGAAAGCAGGAGUGUGGGCGAGGGUGACACCCUGAAACAGCUGGAGAUGAUACAGCAGUACGUUCAGGACCUGUGUGAUGUGUGUGAGGAGGCGAGCAGGAAUUACCCCGGGAAAUGAGAGCAGAAACGCGUUUCACAGACCGGAUCUAUUUAUAUCUUACCAACGUGAAAUCGGAGAAAUAAAAAAUAAGAAUUUACUU
Messenger RNA from Pseudophryne corroboree (corroboree frog), 3194 nucleotides. It is a transcript of the gene CCDC42, whose product is annotated as coiled-coil domain containing 42. Bases 2192 to 3112 code for a protein of 306 amino acids. Lineage: Eukaryota; Metazoa; Chordata; Amphibia; Anura; Myobatrachidae. The record is from RefSeq and is a predicted model, not a curated record. The transcript has 7 exons.